AUCGACCGCGCCAGCGUCGUGAAAAAAAGUCCACUCUCUUUCUCUGUCUCAACCCUAACUCUCUAGUUCUCCAGCUUUUACGCCCUCCUCAAAAUGCCUCUCGCCGUCGAUCUCCUUAACCCCUCUGCUGAGUCCGAGAAGAGGAAGCACAAACUCAAGCGACUUGUGCAGUCGCCAAACUCUUACUUCAUGGAUGUCAAAUGCCCCGGUUGCUUUGCCAUUACAACUGUUUUCUCGCAUGCCCAGACCGUUGUCCUUUGCGGUGCAUGCACCAGCGUUCUUUGCCAGCCGACCGGUGGUAAGGCGAGAUUGACUGAGGGAAGCUCAUACCGACGGAAGAACUAAGGGGUUUACAGUCGAUGUUAUUUGUACUUCCUUCGCAUCUGCAGCUUUCGUGGUCCUGGUUUUCGCAAUCAUCUAUUGCUUUCAUGACGCUCGCAUGGAUAUCGCACAUGGGGUAGUUUACAGCGGGCUACCUCCUUCACCCGACACCAAAAUGUCAAAAUGUUUCAUUCGCUGUCCCCAUGCCUUUUGUAUUUCUCGUCUAAGAGUAGGCUCUCCCGUACCAUUUACUCUGUAUGUGCAACAUAACAACCGUAUGCCUCUCAUACUGCUUUUUCUCAUCUAUCUUGUCCUAGCUUUAAACAUGAGGUGAAUUCUAAGUGUAUAUUAUAAGCCAGGAUAAGUAAUGUAAGUGUCCCAUAUCAC
Messenger RNA from Somion occarium, 708 nucleotides. The record is from the annotation of a GenBank genome assembly. NCBI's taxonomy places the organism in Eukaryota, Fungi, Basidiomycota, Agaricomycetes, Polyporales, Cerrenaceae.